Messenger RNA from Bombus impatiens (common eastern bumble bee), 2769 nucleotides. RefSeq lists its product as uncharacterized. NCBI's taxonomy places the organism in Eukaryota, Metazoa, Arthropoda, Insecta, Hymenoptera, Apidae. The record is from RefSeq and is a predicted model, not a curated record. The transcript is spliced from 5 exons. Bases 490 to 2607 code for a protein of 705 amino acids.
CACAGCCCUGUUAGCGGCCUGGUACUUGUUCGAAAUAGCCAGCGAGCAAACCCCCUUCGCGUCCAAAGAGGACGAGUUUUUCAGGUGUGCGACCAUCGUGCAGACGUAUUUUCACACAGCCGCUUCCAAGCAAUCAUCGAAUCGAUCGGCAAACGUUUCUCCAUUUUCGUUCUCACCGCGAAAAAUCGUGGUCGAACCGAGCAAAGUUUCAUCGUGGAAAUCGUGGAGCGAUGCGAUGAAAUGGUGGAAGAAACCUGUUAAAAAGCUUAGUGAGAUUUACUCAACGAUGCCUGCGCUUGGGAUCGUUUCGAUAGAGGCUGACGGUGAAAAAAGCGGCGGAAAAAGCGGCGGAGAAAGCAGGAUCGAAAGAAUCCAUCGUUCGACGGGGAGGUCUAGUCGUAAAUUACAGACGUCUGAAUCUAUACCAAAGACAACGAUAACGACCUCGAAUAGUCCUCUUUACGAUAAGAUCUGGAUAUCGGAUGGUGCAUGUACCUGUUUCCGAUAUCUUUCAAACGUUCAAAGGUGAUUAGCAAGGAAGGUUGCCCUGGCAUGUGCGAUCAAUCUCAAAAUAAGGUACUGUUUCGUGGCGAUAAAAAAGCGCUAGAUAACGAGCCUAACACUUUUAAUUUCGAACUGCAUAACAAAAUAUACAAAAGCCGAUCGCGGCUACAAAAAUGGUUAAUAGGGCUGCUGAUCUUCCUAUUUGUAUCGUUGAUCGUAAUAAACACGUUCAACACGGAUCAGUUUCGAGCGGCACGGUAUGGAGCUAUUAUCAACGAUACCUCGCAAGACAAUUACGCGCAACUGAAGUCUUUGUUCGCGUCCAUAGCGAACUCCGGUUUCGUAGUCCGCAACAAAGGUUGUCGAAUUCCAGCGAUGGAUCCUUUCGAUUCAGCGAUCGCACGAUUUAUCGAGAAGGAAAAACCACUUAUUUGCGAGCACGGAAGUCAUUUACCGCUGGUCGAUUCGAACGACACAGCGCUCUACAUAAAUCCAAAUGCGAUCGGCCAUUUCUACAACAAUUCAGGGGAAAUCGAUUGCUGCUGGCGCCCGUUCUGGCGAACGAAGGACGAAGAUAACGUUGUUACGUACGGUAACGAGUGUUUUAAAUUCGAAAACGCGACGGCCGUAAACACCGAGUUUGUGAAAGUGGAAUGUUCGCGCAACAACGAGGUGAUAUACAAGGAUUAUCACGCGUUUGUACCUCGUUUCCCAUCGGUAGAGAGGAAAUACGAGCGAGCCAGAGCGACCGAUAUGAAAACUGAACAGCUCAGCGUGUUAAUAAUCGGCCUCGACUCGAUUUCACGACUAAAUUUUCAUCGUAUGAUGCCGAAUACUGUCCACGCGUUGAAAGAACUUGGAGCGGUUGAAUUCUUGGGUUACACCAAAGUGGCUGAUAACACGUAUCCGAAUUUAGUGCCUGUCUUAAGCGGCUUAUCCGAGAAACAACUGCACGAUCUAUGUUGGCAAACUAAAGAUAAAACGUUCGACGACUGCCCAUUCAUUUGGAAAAAUUUCAGCGCGUCUGGUUAUCGAACGGGUUUCGCCGAGGAUGCCUGUGGCAUGACCACCUUCAAUUAUCUAAAACGAGGCUUCCGAGUUCAACCGACUGACUAUUAUCUCAGACCAUUCUGUAUCGCAUCCGAGAAGGAUAUCGGUAAUACGCACAAAUUAAACGCGAAUCUCUGCGUGGGAACCAGAAAAACGUUCGAAAACUUACUGGACUACGCUAAGAAAUUCGCCUCGCGAUUUUACAGGGACCCGUACUUCGCGAUGAUCUGGCAAGCCAGCCUCACCCACGAUUUCUUCAACUAUCCGCAAUUAGGUGACAAUUCCUACUACAACCUCGUCACCUAUUUGUUCACGAAACGGUUGCUAAAUCGAACAGCGUUGAUAGUGAUGAGCGACCAUGGUAUGAGAUGGGGAAGCUUUCGGCAGACUUAUCAAGGAAGAAUGGAGGACAGCCUUCCGUUUGUGUUCGUGGUGAUGCCUCGAUGGUGGAAGGAAAAGUAUCAAGUAGCUUGGGCGAAUUUCCGAAGAAACACGCGCAGUCUAACAACAGCUUUCGACUUGCACGAGACCUUGAUCGACAUACUGCAUUCGGAAAAUCUGCAGGAACCGCGUCUUAAGGCCCGACUUCGAGCGAUGCCGAAAGAUGACAAUUUGCCCCGUGGAAUCAGCUGGUUUUUGCCGAUUCCUGACUACAGGACGUGCUCCAUGGCGGGUAUAGCUAGUCAUUGGUGCAUGUGUCAUAACAGCUACGAUGUUUCCUCGGACGACGAAAGUCUUCGGGACAAGGCAGUUUUCUUGGUCUCGGAAUUGAAUAACAUGCUGAACAAGUUCGUACAAUGCGCGGUAUUGAAAUUGAAAGAAAUUAAAGCGGCGAAAGCGUGGAAGGGCGAGGGUGAGAAGAACCAACUGAUCGAUUACACGAUCACGAUUCAAACGGAACCUGGUGACGCGAUAUUCGAGGGUACGAUACGGUACAGAAACGAGAGUAAGACCAACAAGUUGGUAGGAUCGGUUAGCAGAUUGAACGCGUACGGAAAACAAAGCGCCUGUGUCGAUGAAUUCAAUAUGAGGCUAUACUGCUAUUGUUUGUAGCUUUGUAGCUUGUUUGUCUGCGUCUUUUUAUCGUCUUUUUUUCUUCUUCUCCUCUUUCUUUCUAUUCUCAUUUUUCGAAAACUUCGAAGAGAUUCGCUUUGACCAACAUACUCUCGAAUGACUCUCGAAUGAAAUUAGAGUACGGUAGCCAGUAUACUGGUA